CCGGGACAACUUCAGUUUAUUCCUCACUGGCCUGAGAAACCUGAUCAUCGGGACUCAUCCAGACUGUUUCCAGAGACUCAUUUCUGUUUUUUAUUCUAACGACAUGAGGCGUAAUUUGAACCAGAGACUCCCAGAAAGGGAGGAAAGCCCUCCAGAAGAGGAAGGAAACGCUGCAGGUGGGAAUUUGAAUCGUCCAGCAGCGGAAUAUCCGGACAGAAAUGAAACUCAGAGGAGGAGAAGUGAGGAAGCUUCGAACACCGGGCCGCAGCACUCAGGCUGCUUCACCGUCAUCCCGCCAAACCAGUCUCGACGGAGCGACCUUCAAGCAGCGGCUCAAAGAGAGGAGGCGGCCCUGGAGAGGUGGAGGGAGGAGAACCGGGUCCAGUCGGUCCACAUCGCUCCACAGCGGCUGGGCGGUGGAGCGUCUGAAGCUGAAGCCAGACGGAAUCAGGUCACAGAGUUUCAUUCCUCCAAAAUACAGAAGCGGCUGAAGAAGAUGGAGAUGGACAAGAGGAGAAGACAAGAGGAGGAGGAGAAAAACCAGAGGAUGAAAGACACACAGAGGCAGAAGGCUGAGCUCCGGGAGCAGAGGGAGCAGCAGGAGCAGCAGAUGAGGAGGGAGCAGCUCCAGGAGGAUCACUUCAGGACCACUGAGACGUUCUUCCAGCAGUUGGAGAUCCGAGCUGCAGAUCGGCUGCCAUCCAGCUGUGCCACACACACGUCAUCCCGGAGUGACGCUGAGGACGGGAAUCGCAGCGUGAAGGAGAAGAAGAGCGAAAAGGAAGUGCAGGAGGAUCACAGGAGGGUGAACUCGGCCUUCCUGGACCGGCUGGAGGCUGCAGGCAGGCAGGAGGUGGAGCGCCCCCCCCCGCCCGCCGCCGAGGCCCACUCCCUCGCUCAACUGAGGCCACGCCCACAGCCGGAACCGUCCGAGUCCACGGGAGCCGCCGACCCGGAGCCUGAGCAGACCCUGAUGAGGCUCCAGAGCAGCUUCCCGGACUCCAGCCCCGACUUCCUCCUGGACAUCCUGGAGCAGUGCGGCUGGGAUUACCACCGGGCCUUCGCUCUGCUCAUUACUUGAAUUUUAUGCAUCUCUUCUUGAAGAGGGCGUAAUGAACUCAAAGCGGUGCUUCCUGUGUCUUCGGCCUUUUAUUUCUCGAGCUAUAAAAUGAUUCUUUCUGCAUUUUCUGCUGCAAUUUUCCUGCUGACUCACCAACGUCUGAUUGAGAGUUGAGGGUUUCUCUUCACUGUCCAGUGGUGCAGGUCCAGGUUAUCGGUGUGAUCUGGUGUCAGUUACCAAACCUGUCAGUUAAAUGCCCGGAAGGUGACCUCUGACCCUCAGCACGACACUAUCUCCACACAGCUGCAUUAAAUAAACACUUUUCAGAUUGGGUGAGCCUCCUCCGAGCUGCUGCUGGUCCUUUGCUCCUCAUCCCGGAGCGUCCCGGUGUCCGGUGUCCGUCUGCACCCUCCGGUGAGUCACGCCGGGGUUUCGUCCCGGCAGCCGAGCUCCGCCGACGUUCGCUCUGCUCUCUCCAGUUUGGUUGACGGUCGUCGCCGUGACUCACGAUCCUCAGAUCACAUUCAGGCCUCCUAAUCAAAUCAGCGUGUGCAGAUGGAAUAACGGCCGAUCCCAGUUUACUCGGCUCUGCUGUUUGUUUUAGACUCAAACUGUGAUGCAUCCGAAGACCUGAACCCCAGUUUGGACUUUCACUGGAAAACCUUUCAUGGGAGGUUCCACAAAAACACAACACGAUAAAAAAACUGACUGGCUGUGAACUUCCUUCAGGCUGGUGUGUCCAGCGUUUCCUUCUCGUAGGGGUGUGUGUGUGUGUGUGUGUGUGUGUGGGUGGGUGUGUGUGUGUGUGUGUAGACGUGCAGAGCCGGACAGAGAUGCUUAUCACCUCAAACAGAACAAUGGCGGCUCGUCUCCGCAUGUGGGGCUGAAAAUCCCCUUCCAGCUCCGGCAUGAAGUCAUGAUGGGUGUUUUACAGCUGAUCUCAUCCAAUAAACGUCCUUCCUGCUGAAAU
Messenger RNA from Salarias fasciatus (jewelled blenny), 2030 nucleotides. It is a transcript of the gene epsti1, whose product is annotated as epithelial stromal interaction 1. The transcript is spliced from 10 exons. The record is from RefSeq and is a predicted model, not a curated record. Bases 104 to 1081 code for a protein of 325 amino acids. Gene Ontology annotation, molecular function: ubiquitin binding. Lineage: Eukaryota; Metazoa; Chordata; Actinopteri; Blenniiformes; Blenniidae.